AGUGGUUUUAAAAAUAAAAAAACAUGGCUGCGCCCUUAGUAAUCUUAAAAAGAACUAAUUGUCGGCGUAUUAAACAAGUUAUUUUAUUUUCAUAUUCACUCAAAAAUUAUUCUACUGAGACAAUUAAAUCUAUCCUUCAAGGACAGAAUAAUAGAACUAAUCUUUCUUUUAAGGUAUGUUUAUUAAAUUUUGGUAUCAAAAGUGAGAGGUUGGGUUUAUUAAAAAAAUAUUUCAAAUAUUAUUGUUAAGUUUGUAAGAUAAAAUUUGGUAUCCAAUGAAAGAUAAAUUGAAUGGACCAUAUGUUUGUAAAACUAAUUCUUCAGUUUAACUAAAAUAAACUACCACAAAUGACAUCCGAAUAGAAUUUAUUCUAAUGGGCCCCGGGUGCUAAUAGUGGCGAUGCAUGUCCGGUUCCAUUUUGACUCGUUUCAUAAUGCAGGUAGCUCCGAUAUAGAGUUCACAUCCUCCGCUAGGAAUCUUGGUUACAUUCUUUCUGACAAUAAGUCUCUCAAUAAUCAUAUUUCUCAAAUCUCUUGCUCUGCAUACACCGCUAUACGUCAGAUCAGCUCCAUCCGCCACUACCUCACAGUCAGCGCAACAAAAACACUAGUCUGUGCUCUUGUUCUAGCUCAUCUUGACUAUUGUAACUCUCUUCAGUCAGGUUCACCAAAAUAUUUCAUAGAAAAACAGCAGAAAGUUCAAAAAUCAGUUGCUAGGUUACUUCUUAAGUUUUAAGGCAAAGAAAUGUGAUCACGUCAUUCCACUACUUCACUCACUUCAUUGGCUCCCCAUGCAGGCACGCAUUGAUUACAAGCUGUCUGUUCUUUGCUACAACUUUUUCUCUGGUUCCUGUCCUUCCUAUCUUACUGAAUUCUUACUGUCUAUUCACCCCUUUGAAAACAUCGUUCCUCCGCAGACACGCAUAUUCUUUCUGUUCCAGAACACACUCUAAAACAUAUGGUGAAUGAUCUUUCUCUAUCUACGCCCCCAAACAAUGGCAUUCUCUCCCACUACACAUCCGCAAUAUACCGACCAUACAGGCCUUCAAAACUGCACUCAAAACACAUCUCUUUUAAACUCUACUAUCCUGACUGGUAACACCCCCCCCCCCCACCCUUUUCCCCCAUUGCAGAUAAACGAUGCUGCUGGUUGUUGUCCAUGGCUUAACAUUUAAAAGUUUCCCCCCCCCCCCACCCUUUUCCCCCAUUGCAGAUAAACGAUGCUGCUGGUUGUUGUCCAUGGCUUAACAUUUAAAAGUUUUGGGGUGGGUGGUGUAAAUAUACAUUUGUUUUUGUUUUGGUUUUGUUGUUAUAUAGCUGUUUUUUUAUUAAUUAAAUGUAUGUUAUUUUUUUAAUGUCAUGAUUAUGUUUGCUAAUAUUUUUAUGUACAGAGCGGUAAGCCUAGCCCUAGGCUGGGGUACACUGUAUAAAACCACUAAUAAUAAUAAUAUUUUUCACACUGGAUUUGGCUGAAAAAUGUGUAAAAUACACCAACUAUUCAUCUACAAUGGGACCUUCUAAACUUUCCAUCAGUAGCGGUUGGUUGAUAUUGCAACAGAUGAAUGUUACACAUUUCUAGGACAACUAGUGUGCAUGUCAAGUGUACAAAAAAUACUGGUCAACUUAUAUAAUCUAUCAUGAAUUUUGGGCUAAUGCUUUAUGCCCAAAAACAAAAUUAUCCAAAUAUUGUCAUAUCAGAUAUUGAAAUCAUACAAUUCAUUCAUAUUGACCAGUUGAUAAAUGGAUAUCACACUAAGAAAAGAUAACAGCCUGAGACUAAUCCUUUUUUCCAUUUUGUUGAUAUUGCCAGCUAUAAUAUAAUCAUGACUAUUGAAAAGAAAAUACUGAUAUAGAUGAACUAUGCCGUCUAAUAUUUAGCUCUCAAUUGCCUUCACAGAGGAAAUUAUUUGAGCAUUAGGAGAUUUACUAAACUGAUAAUGUUCCAUUUGCCUCAAAUGUGAAUAACACCAAACAAAAAACAAAAUCAAAAGUAGCACAUGCGACACUUACCUUUUUUUUUAAUAAUAAGAAACUGUCCGAGUACCAUGAAGUUUAAAUUGUCUACUAAUAUGAUUUUUAAUCUGUAAAUAACUUUAAAAAGGCAAAAAUAAUAAUAACCAGCAAUUUUUGUGAAUACUUUGUGGAGCGUUGGGAAUUAAAUCUUUAAAAAUUAUUUUACCUUUUUGACAAAUUUUACAGAAUAUUUUAUAUUUUGGUCAAAUGCUCAUAAAAUGUUCUAAAUUAUGCAUAAGUCAUACAAAAAUGAUUUUUAAUUCUGAAUAAACAGCUUUUUUUUUAGGAAUGCCAUGUAGUUUGUUUUUUCUUUCUUUGCAUCUGAUCACCAAAACAAUUUAUUAUACAUUUUCAUUAAAAAAAAAAUGAUGCAUUAUUUUUCUCACAACUUCUAAGUGUUGAACUUAUAUGUUAGAAACAAACAUCUCUAUAAGCCUCAUGCAUUUCCCCACAAUUGGAUAUAUAACAUAAUGAACUUUAGACAUGGAUUCUAAAUGUUAUUGACACCUUUGUAAGGUCAUUAGAAAUCUCAAGAAAAACAUAAAAAUUAAAGGAAUGUUAAGAGUUAACAUUCUUAUUGCCUUAUGGUCGUUAAAAAUUAUUUAUAAAAAAUUAAUUUUACUUCAGGGUUGGGUAAAGAAUGUUCAACGCCACAAAGGUGUGACAUUCCUUCAUGUGAAUGAUGGAUCUGGGCCACAACAUAUUCAAGUUGUCAUUCCACAAGAUCUUGCUGAUGAUCUGCAAGUAACAUUUGGAAGUUGUGUUAAAGUUAAUGGCAGCCUGCAAGAAAGCAUCGGGAAGGGCCAAAGUGUUGAAGUAUUAACAAAUUCUUGUGAAGUCAUUGGUCCUUGUAAUGUGAAUGUAAGUAUCUCUUUUGGACACAUAAAUGAUGCAUUCAUCACCAAAAAAGUACUUACUGAAUUUUUUUAUAUAAUUUUUCUAUCAAGCUAAUUAUAUAUCUUUAUAUAAUUAGCUCUUGGCUUUUAUUUUCGUGAUUAUGAAAAUCUUUCAAAUUUUAUUGUGGCUCACUAACGUAAUAGGAGAGAAUGAAUUUAAAAUUUAAAUAAUUGGAAGCAACGAAAAUUUUUGCUGUAAGGAACUUCAGACUGUCAUAUAGUUUGAAUAAAGUUUUUUACAUUGAAAUUUUUAAAAUGUGCUAAUUAAAUAUUGCCUUAAUGACAUUGAAAGGAAAAUUUUUAAACUAUUUUUUAUAAAAAAUAUAGUCAAAUUUAAAAUAAAAACUAUUUUAAAUAGAUCUUGAGUUGUUUUUUUUAUCCAUUGCCCAUCAUAAAGUUCUUCACCAUUCCUCCUUAAGGGCCAUAAGCUAUUCAGCAUAUCAUUUUGUUAUGGCUUUUUUUUUUUUUGUUGAUGUUGUUGCAGGAAUACCCUCUAAAACAAAGAACAAGGCACCCAGCUAUAUACACCAGAGACUUUCUCCACCUCAGACCUAAAACAAACAUUUUUUCUGCUUUGUUAAGAAUUAGAAAUGUUGCAUCUAUGGCUGUGCAUACGUUUUUUCAGGUAAUAAGGUCAUGUAUAGUGUACCAAGGUAAAAAGUUUAAGCAUCUGAAUCAUUGACCAGUUUUACUUUGUUUAAUGAUUUCAUUUCUCAUUCUAAAGGAUUCUCAAUUUAAAAAAAGGAAUUAUUUAUUUUCAUUUACUUGAGUGUCUCUCUCCAUGUCAUUCCUAUUGCCUGAGACUUAGUCAGGGUAUUUUAGUGAUGUGUCUCAUCAUUUCUUUCACCAACACUCAAUUUUUUGACACUGUUUUUUUAUAACUUAAGUCUUGAUCAUUUUCAGUUAAUUUUCUUAUGAAUAGAAAAAAAAACGUCAUGCCACACUGUUUUUAUAGUUAAGCUUCAUUAGAGAUUAAAAAAUAAAAUAAUUAUAGACUGCUUUAUCUGCUUUCAACUUUUUGUCUGCUAUACAGAAUUUUAACCAUGUAAAUAGAAAAGUGAAGCUUAAAUAAGCAGUUCUUAACCUUAAAAUGCCAUAAAAACUCUUUUUUCAUCCAUUUUUUUUCCUUUUCAUCACAUAACUACCAAAACACACUGAUGCACAUUGUUUGUAAACCACAGCAAUAGAUCAUUGGAGUUAUUAAUUUGCAAAGAAGUUUUUCAGCCCCUUAGUGUUAUAUUUCAAACUUCAUACCUAAAACAGCUAUUUUGCUUUUGAUAUAUACCAGAAAAAAAUAAUUUUAUAAUGUGUAAUUUUAUUCCUCAGCAAGAAGGUUAUUUAUUUAUUCAUACUCCAAUCUUAACAUCCAGUGAUUGCGAAGGGGCAUGUGAAGUUUUCAAAGCAGAGGUAACUAUUUUAUCAAAUUAAUGUUCUCUUGAUAGGGGAAUUGAUUGUGCUUACUUUUAAUUUAUAGAUAUGUUUUUACAAAUACAAACAUAUUGAAUAUAGAUAUAUAAGUAUAUAUAAUAUAUAUUUAUACAUAUAGAUAUAUACAUAUAUAUAUAUAUAUAUAUAUAUAUAUUUAUAUAUAUAUUUAUAUAUACAUAUAUAUAUAUAUAUAUAGUGUUUGUUUUUUAAAAGUUUAUACUGCAAAUAUGAUUUUGUUUGACAUAUAAUUAUUUGUUCCAUAAAAUGUUGAUUAAAAAUGUCCUGGUUUUAUAAUUGGUGGCUGUAAAUGUUGAGAUUAAGACCUAGUAUUAGAGAGACAAAUCUGUAGUUAAAAUAUUUUUUCUCAAUGCAACUGUUCAGCCCCUCAAAUCAGAUAUCUUAUCGGCACUUGACAGCGAUACAGAUGAUGAUUUUGGAAAAGCCCCAAAGGAUGACAAAACUAAAGAUGAAAUUUCACGGCCCAGCUUUUUUUUCAAGCAGCCAGCAUAUCUAACAGUGUCAGGGCAACUUCACCUUGAAAUUAUGACAGGGUAUGUAAAAUUUAUCACAUUUUCCAGCAGUGUAUAUUUUAAAAAAAAUUAAAAUUCCUAAAGUGACUCUCUUACAUUUAUGUUCAUUAUAGCAAACUGGCCCAGAGUUAAAAGGAAAAAUUUUUAAUUUUGGUCUUUGUUCUUUUUCAUUUAACAUUUGAUUGGAACAGACUAUAUUAAAUUUGUCCAUGGAACCAAAAUUAUCAGUAAUUCCAUUGGUUAAACAUAAGACUCUAAAUGAGUUUUAAAAAAUAUUGCCUAUUGAAGGAGGGGUUGGGGGGGGGGGGGGUAAAAAACUUUUAAUUAAAAGUUAAAAAAAAAUUUUUUUUAAAUUAUCAGUAAUUCCAUUGGUUAAACAUAAGACUCUAAAUGAGUUUUAAAAAAUAUUGCCUAUUGAAGGAGGGGUUGGGGGGAGGGGGGAUAAAAACCUUUCAAUUAAAUGUAAAAACAUAAUUUUUUUAAAUGCCAGUAAAGUGUUUUUAUAUUUUUAUUUUUAGGGCAUUCAAAAAAGUGUACAACUUUGGUCCAACUUUUCGAGCAGAAAAUUCUAGAGGCAGUUUUCAUCUUUCUGAGUUUUAUAUGGUAGAGGCGGAAUUAGCUUUUAUAGAGUCUAUGGAUGAUUUGUCAGAGGUUUGUACAUCAGUCAAAAUGAACUUCAACUACCUUAUGAUUUUAUGCUUGAUUUUGAAUUGGCUAAGUUAAAAAAAAAGUCAUUUAAAAAUAAUUCUGUAAGUGUAAACUUCAAAAAAGUAACACUAGAUUUCUCAACUAAGUUCUCAAAUAGGACUGGGCAGCAAAGCUCAAAAUAGAGACCGUAAAACCUUGUUUUUUAAAUGUCAGUUUUAAUGUGGUUUCACUUAUAAUUUUGCAAAGAAUUUGUUAAAUGUGAAAGUGUUAUCUUAUUUUAAAUUAAAUUUUUUUUUUUUGUUUAGUUUUUAAAUUUUUUCUUGUGUGGUGGUGAAAAGCAAUGUGGUCAGUGGUUAUCAGAGUAGGCAAAAUUUACACCCAAAGUUGAUAAGAUAACAAAUUAGUGGAAGUGAUUAUUUCAAUAAAAAUUAUUAUCUUCAGUUUAUUUCUUUAGGUGAUGGAGAAACUGGUCAAGUUUGUGUAUAAAACAGUUUGGGAUUCCUGUCCUGAAGAUGUUUCUCUUUUUUCAAAUUUUGUUGCAAGUCCACACUAUAAGGUGGGUAUGUUUACCUUAUAACUUUAAAUGAACAGUUGUCACCAUUUCUUAUAGACCCAUAAUUUUAUCAGCCUGAAAUGAAAAAGCUUUCUUGUUUUUUUAUUUUUUGCUCUUGUUGCUCUUUUUUAAAAAAUUUACUUAUUAUUAUUUUUCUUUAAAAAUUAUUUCUUAGGAAAGAACAAGAAAAAUGAUGGAAUCUGAUUUUCAAAGGUAAUUUUGUAAAAAAAAAACUGAUGGCCCAUUUGAAAUUGAAUUGACAGUUUAUCUAAAAUGAUUUUUACAUAUCAAUCAGUCAAAAUCAAUAUAUUUUUUUCAUCCAUAAUAUAUUACUUUAUUGAAUUAAUGUAAUUUUAAAAUAAUUGAUUGCAAAAUGCCUUAUGUUUUAUUUUACUACCUUAUCAUGAGUUAACAGGAAAGUGGUGAGGCUGGAUCCUCAUUCCACCACUUUAUUUAUUGCUAAGUGUUUUAUAUAUCUGAUAGCUAAAGAAUUUUAAGGGUAUUUCAUUAUGUCACCACCUGCUAUCUCCAGGAUGACGUACACUGAUGCCAUUGAUGUUUUGUCAAAAUCGGGAGAACUUUUUAAAUACAAACCCCAUGUAAGUACAUUCCCAUAGUGCCCUCGUUUCUAACCAGCACACAAACCCAGUUCAGGUUGAUACUUCUUCUCUGUGGCUUAUAGCCUGAGAAUGACCUUGCUGACCUCCCAGUAUUUCCAGGGGCACAGUUAAAUCCCCCUCCCCCCCCUCCUCCCCCUCUAAUCGUUUGUUCCAUGUUUUAAACAUUGUUUAGCAGAACAAGUAUAAUUUUUAGUAACAGUUUAGUGGUUGAUAGAAAGCCAAGGGCUUGAGGUUUCUCUGGAAAGGGGGGGGGGGGUAACUAAACCUGAGGGUUUAUUUAAACCCUGUGGGUUUGGAAAGUUGAAUAAGCUAAGAUUGAAAAUUUAUUCACACCAAGCCUGGAAAGUUUUGGCAGCAUAGGCAGAGAGCCCCUCUGUGUAAAACAAGGGAUGAACCAACAUGUGUAACCCUAUUCAUGAAUCGUAUAUCCUUAUUCAUAUAAUGGAAUAAGUGCUUGCGAUACAUUAUUAAUGGAAAAAAUCCAGAUAAUCUAAAGAAGAAAAAAAUACUUGAAAAAAAACAGCAACAGAAAUGUGACUUUUUUUUAAAGGUGUUAAUUAAAAAUGAUUUUUUUGUAUUGUAAUUCUAAUAUUGUACCAUUUGCUGUUAAAAAUAUUACAUUCUCUCUAUAUUUCUAGUGGGGAUGUGACUUGAAGAAAGAACACGAGAUGUAUCUUACCAAAGUUGUUAAUGAUCGACCUGUAUUUAUCACAGACUACCCAGCUGAUAUAAAGCCUUUCUAUGCAAGAAGAAACAAUGAUGGAUUAACUGUAAGUGGAAUCAUUUACUCACUUUAUAUCUGAAGACUUGUGUGCAGUUAAAUAUUUGUCAAAAUGAAGCUUAAGGCUCUUUGGUCACUGCCAAUUUUAUAUAAGCAUAUUAUUAAGUAUUUUUAUGCUAUUUGAGUCAUUAGAGAUUUAUUUUCAUUUUCAGGUCUCUGCACUAGACCUCCUGGUCCCUGGAGUGGGAGAGCUCUGUGGAAGUAGCCUCAGGGAGGAGAGAGCUGAUGUACUGGGGGAAAUAAUGAAAAAACAGGGCAUACUGGAACAAUUAUCAUGGUAAUAGUCCUCUCUCUUUAUUUAAGGAAUGAUGAUGAAUAGGAGACACUGAUUUUAUGAACUAUAAGAAUAUAUUUUAAGCACUAUUGUUCAAAAUAGUUAUUGGAUGUGCUGCACUCAUGUUUAUCUAUCUUAAUUAGGUCUUUGAACAUUAGAUGUUAAAAAAAACGCUCAAAUAUUCACCAACAGAAAAUCAGCAGUAAUCAAAUUGAAUAGAAUUUAAUCAGCCCUUUCUUGCUCUUAUAAUUUCGAGGUACCAUGAACUUCGCCAGUAUGGAACAUGCCCCCAUGGUGGUUUUGGACUGGGAUUUGAAAGACUGUUGUUAGCUAUAUUGGGAGCAGAAAGCUUAAAAGAUGUCAUACCAUUCCCACGAUGGCCCAGAAAUUGUCUAACAUAAGCAUAUGUAUUAUGGAUAUUAUUUGAAUCUAAGAGAAUGUUGAAAAUGUAAUAUUUCUUGCUUUUAUUUUUUCUGUGACGUAAUGUAUGAAUGUAAUAUGUUAAAACUAUUAGCUAAUUUGCUGAUUAACUUGAGC
Molecule: messenger RNA, 8279 nt
Organism: Lymnaea stagnalis (great pond snail)
Lineage: Eukaryota; Metazoa; Mollusca; Gastropoda; Lymnaeidae
Source: the annotation of a GenBank genome assembly